Messenger RNA from Schistosoma mattheei, 1785 nucleotides. NCBI's taxonomy places the organism in Eukaryota, Metazoa, Platyhelminthes, Trematoda, Strigeidida, Schistosomatidae. The record is from the annotation of a GenBank genome assembly.
AUGCCUCGUCAAACAUCAAGACUACCAAGGAAGUUAUCAUCUUCUAGGUCAACUUCAAUCUUGAAAAAAUCUGUUUCUUCUAAAUCAUCUCCCACAUUUAAUACUUCAGACAUACUUCCCAAACCCAAUGAAGGUGAAUAUUAUGAAGAUGAUGAACAACAAACUACUAAUACUAAUACUACUACUUCUGUUAUUACAAUUACUACUGUCAAACCGAAACUAACUGCUCAAACAGAAAAAAUAUCAGAACAAAAAUCAUCUAAUCAAUUAAAGCCAAUGUUGAAAAAAACUAUUGUAUACAAACAAGCACCAUCAUUAAAUUCAUCAGAUGAAUAUUAUGAUGAUGAAAUUACAGAAACUACAUGGGUUAUUAAAUUAGGUGAUAAAAAUGUAACCGAUAAAGAUAUGCUUGAUUUUAUUAAUAGUCAAAUUAAUGGUGGAACAUUGUUACAAAAUAAUUCAACAAAACUUAAUACUACCUCCUCAGAUAAAAAUAAUAGAGAAACUGAAACAUCAUGGUUUUCAGUACCUGAAACAAAAAAUAUGAAUGAAAAAUGGAUUUCUCAAUUCCUUGAUAAUGAUAAUGAUAUAGAUAUAUUAGGAAACAAUCGAUACGGAAUUGCCUCAAGCAAUACAACACGUCAAUUAGUAUCUAAAAGUUUUUGGAUUUCUGAUGAUUUUGAAAAAGAAUUAAAAGAAAUGGACUUUUUAGGAAUGUUACGUAAUUCAACUGAAUUAAAUGAUAUUAUCAAUAAAAAAUUGGAUUUCUCUUCAUCAUUUAACCUUAAUGACAAUUCAACUACAAAUAAUCAAAUAAAUUUAGAACUUUCAAUCAAUAAGUUACUCUUGGUAACAUUAUGUCUACAAAUCAUCCCAUAUGAAUGUCAAAUUAAUGUUGUUACUAAAGAAGUUGGUAACAGUGCUUUGUCCAAUGAAUCAACAAAUACCUCAUCAAUUUCUAAUCCCGUGAAAUCAGUUUCACUUCAUUUUUGUCGUUCAGCAAGAGGGAUUAAUCAGUCUGAUCCGAACUCUGUAUUGCAAGGUGAAAAUGUCAUCAAAGUUGUCGGACAUUCACCACAAUCAAAUGUAAUCAAUAUGAGAAAUGAAACAAAAUAUCAUUCAGCAAACAUUACACAUACAAAAUAUGAUCAAACUGUCAAUAUACAAGCAGGUUCACAAUUCGAUUUUCCUGUGGAAUUAAAACCUAAAUCAGUUUUAGACCUCUAUUCUGAUAUAAAAAAGAAGCGACUUGCAAAACGAAUCGUAAAAAGAAAAAAAAUAAGAUAUGGAGAAAGUGAAAACAAUGAUAACAUGAAUGUGAGAAUGAUUACACGACGUAUUAGACGUAUUUUGGGAAAAAUACAUUCGGAUAAAGCAUCUACAGCAGAAGCUGAUAAUAAAAGAACUGUAGUGAAUAUAAAACGAAAAGACAUUACGACAGUUGACAAUAAUGAUACAUUAAAAGAUUGGAAAAGUUUAAUUCGUAGAAAGAAAGAUGAUAUGAAACGUGUAUUGAUAAAACGGGUUAAAGCGAAGAAGCGAGAUGUUAAUGAACAUAUUGAAUCGUCAAAAUCUAAAGAGAGAUUUAUUGUACAAAAAAUUAGACGUCAUGUACAGAAAGAAGCAGAAGCAGCAAAGAAUCGUAUUCUUAUUAGAACACGCAAAAGAAAACGUAUUCGUAAAUCAACAUCCAUGGGAAAAAUAAAAGAACAUUUACAUAGACGAAGAUGGAGAAUUAGAAGACGACGAAUAGGACCUCGUACGUCUAAAGAUCUAUAUAAAUAA